AUGACAUAUUCUACCAUUAAUCGAAAUAUUAUUAAACCUCGAAGAUAUAGUUUAUUAAAAACAUUACACAAUCAAUUUUAUUGGAAAUGUUUUAUUACAACAAUCAUGGUUGAUUUAUGUUUAGGAUAUUCAAUUUGGUGUAGUCUUAAUCCAAAAUAUUUUCCUAUAAAACUUGGAAAAAUAGUAAUUUCCAAUACAACAUGUUCACAGGGAUAUCAUAUGAUACCAAUUGGUUUUGCUUUUUUAUUAUAUAUUAUAUAUUUAAUGGAAUGUUGGCAUACUAGAAUUAAAAAGGAUAAAAUUAUUUCGAUUGAUAUGGAUGAUGCAAAAGAUUAUAUGGAAAAGUUGCAAAAAGCUACACCAAUAGUUUGGUGGAAAAGCAUUUGUUAUCAUUAUUUAAGAAGAACAAGACAAGUUACAAGAUACAGGAAUGGUGAUGCAUUUACUGCUACCCAAGUAUACUAUGAAAGAUUUAAUAGUCAUACUGCUGGUAAUGUUUUUCAAUUUGACCAAUGUGGUGUUAAGGAUAUUUCAAAAGUUGUUCACGAUUUAUAUAAAUAUCGUGUAAUUAAAAUUCGUUUAAAUAAAGGUUUUGUUUUUGCUUGUUCACAAGCUGCUGAUGAAUUUGAAGAACAAAGAGCACGUUUUUUUAAUGAAAAUGAAUCAAAAGAUGAUUAUAUGGAAGUAAGAGAAGGACUAGAUUUAGGUGGAUGUAUUUUUGAAGAAGAAUUAUUAGCUUAUCAAGGAAAAAAAUCAGGAUUUCCAUGGUAUAUGAAAAUACCAACAUAUUGGAUAGCUUCAAUUUUAUUAUUAAGUUGGCCACUACGUGUUUAUUGUGAUUAUAAAACAGCAUAUUUAUCAUACCGUGUAACAAAACUUUUUGGUUCAAAUUAUCUCAGUCCCUCAAGUUAUAAUUAUACAGGACCAUUAACAAGAACAUCAACCAUGGAAAGUAGAGAACUAGAAAGAGGAACACAAGAAAAUUAUGUUUUGGUACCUAGUUAUAGUGAAGCAAUGUUAUUAGAACCUGUUUUAAGUAAUAAUACAUUAAUCUCAUAUAAUGGACAAAAUUUUCAAAACUUUUAUGUACAGUCACAUUACUAUACAACACAAAGUGGAGGAGAAAAUAAUAAUAAUAGAAAUGAGAUACGAAGACAUUUACCACGAAUAGGACACAAUUCGUUGAGAUUAAACUUACAAUCGUCUAGACUUCCUAAUUACGGUUCAACAAACCAGUCAUUUAUUUUAGAUAUAGAUGAUCAAAAUCAUAUUGUCACACCUCCAAGAAGUUCAUCAAUGACAUUUUCAAAUAAUAAUAAAAAAUUAACAAAAGUUGAAUUAGUAACAACAAAAUUGAAAGAUAAUAGUAUAAAAAAAUCAAUGAAUGCUUUAAGAUCGUACUCAAUGCAAGCUGGUUUAGGUACAGAAGAUAAUCGCAAAUUAUGUCGUAAUAUUGAAUUACAACAAUAUGAUUUAGUAAAUGAAGAAAGAGGAAAUGAAAGAACACCACUUGUUAAUAAUAGUACAACCAAAGAACCACCACCACCAUAUGAGGCUGCUUUAAAAAUGAGUGCACCUAUUGUUCAAAGAAUAAAAAAAUCUGCUACACAGUCAAUAACAAGUAUUUUCAAUUUAAUGAAUAUAGGAGAAUCAUCAAAAAAUGAUAUAAAAGAAUUGUCCACAGAUUCUGUUUAG
This is a messenger RNA of Strongyloides ratti, 1695 nucleotides long. RefSeq lists its product as hypothetical. The record is from RefSeq and is a predicted model, not a curated record. The coding region runs from base 1 to 1695 and encodes 564 amino acids. Lineage: Eukaryota; Metazoa; Nematoda; Chromadorea; Rhabditida; Strongyloididae. The transcript has 8 exons.